Owenia fusiformis is the source of this 1778-nucleotide messenger RNA. The record is from the annotation of a GenBank genome assembly. NCBI's taxonomy places the organism in Eukaryota, Metazoa, Annelida, Polychaeta, Sabellida, Oweniidae.
GCAUGGCCUGCAAAUGAGGCUUUAGUAUUUCAAUUACAAGGAUUGCACUAACUAGGAGAAUAUAUAAAAGCAAGGUCUCUAAAAUAUGAACGUGUUUCAUUAUGGUCCAUCGAUUGCUCGUAAUACCAGAAUCUUAUUUUUUUCUCACUAAAUAGAUUCUACGUUCUGCCGACCUGUAGAUCUUCACAAACAAGGAAAGCCUCUAGUACAGUCGUUUUUAAUUGGAUACGAUGAGUUACAAUAUGAAUUUCAUAUCCCGUUUCACCAGAAGAUGUAAAGUUAUCGCAAUUGGAGUAUUUCUCAUUGGAUUUAGUGUCAUAUUAUUAAGGACCCGGGGACUGAAGAUUACAAUAAACGAAACAGUGGGUAGAAUACGGACCGAUGUAUCCCAUUUUAGAAUAAACAGCAUUGUCUCAGCUGACAGCUUCAAGAAAAUGGCAACCAUCAUUGAUCCGUACUCGCGUUACACUACAACUGAGAAAACUUCUCAAGAUAGCAAACAUACACUAUCCGCACAAUUAAAAUCACUUAUAGAGACCAAUAAAAAUAUCUACAGAAACGAUUUGAAAGAGAAACAAUUUAACUCGAAGGAUGAACAAGAGUUAAAUGAAUCAAUUGAACUUGAGAACAGUGAUGAUGCAGGGAUAUGUAUGAGUAUGAUAUCCGAAAGUAGAAUACAACAUGACGUCACGUACUUUGUGUUCCCAUUCAGUUAUGACCCACUGCCAAUAGAUGUCACUCUAUUAUCACAUCUUACACUUAACAGAGGUGUGCGUAGAAUCGAAAAGAUUCUUGCACACUGGCCUGGUCCUGCAAGUGUAUCUGUUAUUGGAACUGAUGACGAAGUUAAAAAAUUCCUGAAUACGAUACACUCUUGGAAACGAAACAAUGUUGGAAUACACGUAGUGUAUCAAAGAAAUACAACACGUUACCCAGUUAACUUCAUGAGAAAUGUUGCUCUCUAUGGCGCAAAUACUUCCCAUAUUUGGAUGGUUGAUGCGGAUUUUACUCCAAAUAAGGAUGCAUAUCAGCUUUUAAAGAAACACAUCCCUCGGUUCGACUGGACAACAACUCGACCGGCUUUGGUUACAGCAGCAUUAGAGACGAAAUUGAAUGUAGGGGGAGUGCCCGAGAAUAAGACAAAACUGUUGGAGAAGUUGUGGGAAAAUAAUAGGACAAUUGAGGCAUUCGGCUUAACCAGAUGCCCUCAUUGCCAUGUUAACACAGACUGGCACAAGUUUAUGACUGUCGCCGAAGUAUACAAGAUACAAGGAGGGGGAUAUUUUGAGCCUUAUGUUGUUGUACAAAGAAAGACAAGCCCUGCUUAUGAUGAACGUUUGAUAGCUAGGCAUAUGAACAAAAUACUAUAUGAUUACGAAUUAUAUGUUUUGAAGUAUGAAUUCUAUGUGUUACCAGAUGUAUACAUUGUUCAUGAACCACACAAACGGAUAAAUCAACCAAUGUCUGAAUGGAAGUGUAUGGAGAAAAUUGCAAAGCAAAUCUUCAGAGAGGUUGACAGGAAGAAAUCAUAGUACAUCAUGAAAUGGCCAAUGCUAUCUCAUUCAACUCGUAAGACUGUAAGACUAAAUCAUUACAAUUAUGUUGAUGGAAAUAUAGGCACACAAGGGACUGUAUAGGCUUGAAUAAAAAUGUCAUUUAAUGAGAUUUAAGAAGGCAUACUUAAAACACUGAGACUUCAAAAGUUUUAUUUGGUGGAAUAUUUUAAUUUCGUUGUAUACAUAGGUGCACGUAUACACUUAUUCCUGGGUCACAUUUGC